Achroia grisella is the source of this 959-nucleotide messenger RNA. Its product is annotated as protein KTI12 homolog. Lineage: Eukaryota; Metazoa; Arthropoda; Insecta; Lepidoptera; Pyralidae. The record is from RefSeq and is a predicted model, not a curated record. The transcript is spliced from 4 exons. Bases 57 to 944 code for a protein of 295 amino acids.
AGAAUUUGGCUAACAGCUGCUUUCUACUUAUGUUUAUUUAGAAAUUACUAAUAAACAUGCCUUUAAUAAUUAUAUGUGGCACACCAGUCAGUGGUAAAACAACUCGUGCUAAAGAAUUAAAGGAUUUCUUUGAGAACAAAUAUGGGAAACGUGUAGAAAUUAUAUCAGAAGACGAGGCUAUAAUUAAGUUAGGUUAUGAGAAAAACGGUGCUUAUUUGGACUCGCAAAAAGAAAAAAGAAUACGCGGUUACCUAAAAUCAGAGGUGCUCAAGCUAAUAGGAAAAGACAGUGUUGUUAUAUUGGAUGGCAGUAACUAUAUAAAAGGUUACCGUUACGAACUGUAUUGUGCUUCAAAGGCAUCAAAAUGCACUCAAUGUACACUAUACACUAUCAGGAAUCAUGAGGAAGCAUGGCAAGAUAACAAGAAAAGAGUGAGUGAGACAGAAAACAGUGAAGGAGAAGGAAAUAUAGAUAUGGUACCAUAUACAGAAGAAGUGUUCAAUGCAUUGUCAAGACUUAGAUUUGAAGAACCAAAUUCCAAUAAUAGAUGGGACAGUCCACUGUUCACGGUGCAACCAACGGACACAUUAGACUUGGAGAGUGUAUACCAGGUUCUAUUUGAGAGGAAACCACCUCCUCCUAACAUGAGUACUCAGAACCCUCCACUGACCUCAACGAAUUUCCUAUACGAAUUAGACAAAGUAACACAAUCAAUAUCAAAAUGUAUACUCGACGCGAAACAGCUGGACCAGGAUGAAGUGAGGUUCCCGGAGUACCCCGGCUGCGAGUUGGACUCCAGUUUCGUACAAUGUGUGAAUCCUCAGAAGCUACUGGUACUCAGAAGACAGUUCCUCACGUAUGCAAAAGCCAACCAUUCGAAUGAAGAUGUGAAUAAGAUAGGUAGAUAUUUCGUGCAAUAUUUGAAUAAAACUUUAACUGAUUAAUAUAUUACUUUCAUU